Messenger RNA from Triticum dicoccoides, 1337 nucleotides. RefSeq lists its product as uncharacterized. The record is from RefSeq and is a predicted model, not a curated record. The transcript is spliced from 3 exons. Lineage: Eukaryota; Viridiplantae; Streptophyta; Magnoliopsida; Poales; Poaceae. Bases 182 to 1213 code for a protein of 343 amino acids.
CUUAAGAAAACUUCGGCCACGAGAACAAUCUAGGUCCCUUCGAAAUCUCGCCUCGCCUCGCCUCCCCUCCCCUCCCCUCCUCCGCCGCCUUUCUACCCCACUUUCCAGGCGCCGGCUUGUCAGAUCCGGGCGCCAGCUUCAGCCACGAUAUUCAACUACUGGGUGUGUUAAAUUCUCGAGGAUGAUGAAUCGUCAGUUUGCGAAUAUGAUAGUACACAAUUACCCCAAGGGAGUUUAUUCCCUGCGCCGUAUCAACCUCAUGGAGCAUCUCUUCUACCCUUCAACAGAAGCUGCCCAAAAAGCAGAAGCCAAUAAGAAGGGAUGGUUAUCCACCAUGUUGAAAGGGAGCCCCAAGCAGCGUCUGCCCAAGACGAACAUCAACUUCUCAUCACUGCCUAACAUGGCCGAUUUAACGGCCAGACAUUUCUUCUCCCUGCUGAAAGGGCAGGGGGAGGGCUCUGUCAUGUUCGUCAGCCCUAACGUCCACACGAUGAUGUACGACACUAGCACGGACUUUGUCUUUGGCAUGCCCCAAGCCAACUUCUGUAAGCAGAGCGACUCAAUCUCCCUGUCCAUCACUCGGCGGGGCUAUGGCCAAGAAUACCACGAGCUGUAUGUCAUAGGCAAAGGAGAGGACGGUGGCUUGUUUGAGGUCUUGAAAUAUACCAGGACAACUGAUCUGAGCAAACCGCCUUGGUACUGGCGACCUCUGCCCUGCCCGCCAUUGUUUCCGCAGUGCUUGCCUGGCGGCAACAGCAAAGUUUGUGCUCCCUCUGCAGCGGUCGUGUUGGAUGCCACCACAAUAUGUGCCUCAUCCGUGGAUGCCGGAGCCUGCGCCUUCUUUGACACGGUAACCCGCGAGUGGAGACAGGCUGGCAGCUGGGUGCUGCCCGUCCAUGGUGCGGCAGAGUAUGUCCCUGAGUUUGGCCUCUGGUUUGGCCUCGACGAUGCCAUUGGCAACCCCAACCAUUGCCUGCGUGCUUUUGACUUCGAUUCCUCCAGGCAACCGGUGGUGCGGCACUCCUGGAGCUAUCUCAGCCGCCUGCCGGAUGAGUGCUUGCCACGGCAGAGGCACCUGCUAAACAUGGGCUCAGGUUUGCUGAAGAGUGAUGACGAGGAGGCAAUGUGGCGUGGGGCAAUGAUGCUCAGGGAGAAUGCGAAGAACAUGAUGUGUAUCUGUGCUGCUGCUCAAGAUGAUGGUGCGAUGGACUGAAGCUUGCACUGAUGUAUUUCCGUUAUUCAUUAAUGAAAAGGGGCGAUGUGUGGUUAAAAAAAAGUAUUAACAUUGCUGAUGUAAGGAUGGUCGGCACAUCUGCGGGUGAAACGUGACUAAUAUA